GAGUCGUUCAUACAGAAACGAAUCUCUGACGAAUCGCUUGUCAGGCUGCGUUGCUCGAUGGUGUUAUUCGAGUUCGUUUAACGGAGCUGCAAAGCGACUGAAGUUUCACUGCACUUCCCAUCUGAUGCUGGUCAUAUUCGUCUUUCCUGGCAUAGCAGGGCAGUGAAAGAAAACCCUGAGGGUCUUAGAUGGGAGACGGACGUGUUAUUGAGGAUCAUCUCCGACCCUGCUGGGAAAGAGAGCUCUGAUGUAAAGGUUUAGGGGCUCAUGCUGCGCUGCCAUCUGCUUUGCUCUCUGGACAGACGGGCACUGCCCGACCCCGGAGUCAGAGCCUGGCACUGCCCCUUUCAUCUGAAGCUGCACGACCUGGAGGACACAGUGCACUUACGAGGUCCUACACGGUGGACCUUUCCUUUUAGCUACUGUUCGAAAGGUUGUGAGUUCAGAUCCCAGCACCACCAAACUGCCACUGCUGGGUCCUUGAACUUCAAAUGCUCAGUUGUAUCCUGAUUGAACUGCACUGCAACUGUGUGGACCAAGGAGAUAAGGAAGACGACUAGAGACAUUCAUAUGUGCAAUGGAUUGCUAAAACCUAGCCUGGAGAGCCCCAGACUUCCUUUGCUCUGACUCCACAGCCUUCUAUAAGUGACUGUGUAAUAGAUUCUGAACCUUCCGAGACCAUUGUCUAUUUGUCACUAGAUUUCCUUGAUUGUUAGCAUUGUUAGAUUGUUUGUGUAGCACUAUCAGCAGCUUGUAUGUCCCACUCCAUCUCGUCCCUCCAGUGGCCAGACAGCUUAUUUAGCAACUACUAUUAUUAUUCUGUAUGCAUCCAUCUUCUGUCCCACUGAUCAGAUUAGUCUCAGGUCUGCAGGCUUGGACACGCUGAAAACAGGAAACAAGGACACGUGUCAUCAAACCAUUUACAGUUCAGCUGUGCUAAUCUCUGAAAAGCAGGGUCCAGUGUAUAUAACACCUGGACACCAAAGUCCCAUCUGGAUCCAUUUAGCCGGGGUGAGAGAGUGUGUGCAUCAGCUAUCUGUCCUGUGCUGUGUCGUGUCAUGUCUUCCCUCGCGCCACGUCUGCUGUUGAGAGGACCAGACGUGCUGGGACUGAAAUAAGCAGACUUGUCAUUUUGUUCUCCUCAAGGGGGAGCUGAGGUCCAAAGUGCUCCCACUUGUGUGAGACUGUAAAACUUGCAGAAGUUCUCUCCCUUACUGUCCAAUCUGGCAGAGCUGCCCAUACUCCCGAGUGUCCAGACGGUGUGCAGGUUCUGCGGGCGAGGCGUGUGGAGGAUGAGCGAUGUUCCCCCACUGGAGUACGAGCCGCUCUCCCCUGCGCUCCCCAGCAGGCCACCGCUGGCUGCAGACGCUGAGCAGAGAACGGCUCUAGCUUUCGUGGGCCUGCUCAUGCUCUUCCUGCUCUUCCUGCUUGUGCGCUGCUUCCGCAUUCUACUCGAUCCCUACAGCCGCAUGCCGGCAUCGUCCUGGACUGACCACAAAGAGGGCCUGGAGAGGGGCCAGUUCGACUACGCGCUGGUGUAAAACACUGCCCAGCGAUGGUGGACGAGCCGAGAGCCUCUGCCUUUGCUCUCUCUGUGGUCAGCCCUCGAUGACUUCCCACCUGCCUGUGAAUCGCCUUUCACCACGUCCUGUAGUGACUCCUCAGGGCUACAAGGUUCCCCUUAGAGCAGUGCUGCCUGAACCAUGAUCCACUUUUCCCUUGGCCCAUAAAAUCAGCAUUCAGAGACAAAAUUCAGUCAGAGUCCGGUACUACGAACUACUAUUAUUCCAUCAGGUAUGAAAAACUAAUACAGUUUUUUUUUUCAAAUUAUAUUUUUCAGAUUCACUAGGCAAGAAUAAUGUGUUUUUAUUGAGUCAGUAUCAGGUGUUAGUUGUUAGAUGCCAGGAGUUAACACUGUGUGUUAGGUGUAUAUAUGGAGUUACAUUUUAUUUUAUUUUUUAAUUAAGAGAUGUACAUAUAAAUGUACACAUAGUAACAGUUCCAGAGAAACAGGAUAUUUUGUAAGUUCUUCAUCAGUUGUGUAAGCAAAGUGCUUCUGAGGAAGUAGCAGGCGAAACCAUAGUUAGACCCAUUUUAUUUCAUACAGACAAAAAUAGAUUUGUCUCACUUUAAAUUAAUAAAUACAGAUGCAGCAAUCUGAUACUUGGCAUCCGUAUUCAAACAAUGAUGGCCUGACAUGCUGGAUGUUUAUCAGAUCAUAUUUGACUUCUCAUCCAAUCCACUGUAUUUCCUAUUUUAUUUAUUAAUAUGUUAUCAUCUAGCUCAGUCAAGAUAAUUAUUUCCAUCUCAGGUCCAUCAUUAGUUAAAGACAACGACAUCAGGCAUUCUCACAGUAAUGCCUUUUGAACAUGUUCUGCAAUUACUAAAGUGAGUAGAUUAUAAGUUAAGGUAAGUAUUGGAUCCAUAUCAGGCCAUAUUAGAGCUCUGAUAUCUGUGUCAUAUCAAAUUUGAUUAAAAAAAAAAAGGCAUCUCCAAAUGUCAGCUGAGUAAAGUAUUAGUUUUUGAUAAAUGAGGAACUGUUCUUGGUAGUGGACUCAGAGAAAGUAUGAAUUAGAUGUAUUUUAUUCCAUUCUGUCACCAUUCAGAACAUAAUGAUUGGGAACCCACUGUUCCAGUAUGCAGGCUAUCAUUUUCCACAGCAGGGCUGCCAUAUUGGAUUGAUUAUUUCCAAACUAAUCAGCUAAACCCUGCCUCAUUCACUACAGAGCCACCCCCUUUAACUGAAUGAAAAUGUACAGAAUUUACAAAAUAUCAACAGACAGAUAAUAUUGACCAAUUAAAGCAGUUCUCAGACCACAGGCAAAUAAAUUUGCCUAACUGAAGGGAAUAAAGGGAAUAAAAGAGAAUGCACUUCCUACUAAGUGAGAGCUACCAGAAAAGGAUAAGCUUUGCUAAUCUGAUAAUCACAGCUACAGCUAAUUUUGCUUCUCAACAAAUUAGCUAGCUAAUAUGCUAGCUGUUCACAGGAUUUCCCAUAUGAUCUGUCCAGUUCAAUCUACUGAUUUAUUGAUGACAUUUUUUCUUAGUUAUUAUUAUUUUUAUGUAUUUAGCUCAGUAACUGCUAGCAAAUAAGAGAAAUAUCUCACACACAACUGCCGUAAUCACCUUUUUGCUCCGCUAAAAUUAAACGCAGUGCGACUGCUGAUUAAGGCUACCUGCAAGUCCACGGCAUAACUAAACUGUUAUAAUAGUGACCAGAUAAACCUAUUUACAACUGUAUUUACAUCACCUUUGGAUAGAAUUGGUUAUCAUACACCAAAUAUGUAAACACUGUUCACCUGCUAAGUGGAAGUCCCCUCAGACUGCUGCCUUCGACCACCCGUAAUUAGCACUGUUCUUUUUCCCUGAUGGUGUGUUAUUUCCUUGGUGUUUACAGGAGCAGAAUCCCCUUUAAGAUGUCAGAAAUGUGAUAUUGCUGCAGUGUAUUUCAGUGUAUUUCUAUCAUUUACAAGCCAUAUCUAUCUAUCUAUAUUUAUGCCUUGGACAGUGUUAUGUUGUGUGGUCAUUAGCUGUAGCUGAUCUGCCGAGCUCUGUGACUGUGUAGUGAGUUACUGUGUGAGUUUUAGAACUACUGAAAGUGCUUUAUUUUUGUAUUCAGACUCAGAUUUGGAGUCUUCUUUUGCUAACACUGUACUGUACGUAUUCAGUUUAAGAUUUCUAGCUCAAUGUCUCCUCACUGGUUCAAGAAAAAAAACCCAUAACAAUGUGUUGCUUUGGUGUGUUUUUGAUAUUUGUACUGUAAGCAGAUUGGAUAUUUUCCUAAGUCCUUUGUUUUUGCUAAGCUGGGGCAAUUGUGUCAAAUAAAGAGGGGUUUUAUUCACUUUAUGCUUCAAAAUGUUCAGUAAUAAAAUGAAAAUUACAACAGACA
This is a messenger RNA of Pangasianodon hypophthalmus (striped catfish), 3889 nucleotides long. RefSeq names its product cortexin-1. The record is from RefSeq and is a predicted model, not a curated record. The coding region runs from base 1293 to 1541 and encodes 82 amino acids. Lineage: Eukaryota; Metazoa; Chordata; Actinopteri; Siluriformes; Pangasiidae. The transcript is spliced from 5 exons.